Hibiscus syriacus is the source of this 2470-nucleotide messenger RNA. Its product is annotated as G-type lectin S-receptor-like serine/threonine-protein kinase At4g27290. Gene Ontology annotation, molecular function: protein serine/threonine kinase activity; ATP binding. The record is from RefSeq and is a predicted model, not a curated record. The coding region runs from base 1 to 2463 and encodes 820 amino acids. The transcript is spliced from 7 exons. Lineage: Eukaryota; Viridiplantae; Streptophyta; Magnoliopsida; Malvales; Malvaceae. Gene Ontology annotation, biological process: recognition of pollen; protein phosphorylation.
AUGGAAACGGGUUUCUGUUUUCGCAUUGCUUCUUGUUUCCUCAUCUUCUUCUCAAAAGCCUCGACUGCAGCAAUUGACACCAUUUCUCCAUCAGAGUUAUUCACUGAUGCCAUGACUUUAGUCUCCAAUGAUGGAACCUUUGCAUUGGGUUUCUUCUCUCCUGGCACUUCUAAGAACCGCUACCUGGGAAUCUGGUACAACAACAUCCCCAUGCAAACUGUUGUUUGGGUUGCAAACAGGAUAAAUCCAAUCAACGAUUCCACUGGCUUGUUGAAGAUAGAAACUAGUGGCAGAAUUGUACUUCUAGUUCAAAACACAACAGCUGUUUGGUCGACUAAUUCGACAGCAAUUGUACAGAAUCCAGUAUUGCAGCUUCUGGAUUCUGGUAAUCUUGUUGUCAAAGAUGGAAAGGAUCCAGAUAAUUACUUAUGGCAAAGCUUUGAUUAUCCAUCAGAUACACUGUUACCAGGGAUGAAAAUUGGUAUUGAUUUAAAAACUGGUUUCCAUCGAAGACUUUCAGCCUGGAAGAACUGGGAUGAUCCGACUCCUGGUGAUCUUACUUUUGGAAUUGAACUCCAAGGAAACCCAGAAGCUGUUCUAAGAAAAGGCUCAGAAAAGUACGCUCGCAGUGGUUUAUGGAAUGGCAAUGAUUUUAGUGGGUAUCAAAAUUUAAGGCGGAAUCCUAUAUUUGAUUAUGGCUUCGUCUGGAACGAAAAUGAAGUUUACUACAUACAGUUCACCAAAGACAAUUCAGUUAUUUUGAGGGGCAUUUUGAACCAAACUGAAAGUGCAAUACAAAGGUACACAUGGAACCCAGAAACUCAAACCUGGAAGCUGUUUUUAAGCUCGCCAAUUGACCUUUGUGGCAGAUAUGGACAUUGUGGUCCAAAUGGGAACUGUGAUAGCACUAAGCUUCCGGCUUGUUGUCAAUGUUUGACAGGGUUCAGGCCGAAAUGGCCCGAAAGAUGGAACUCAGCUGAUUAUUUCGGAGGGUGUAUACACAGUAAGCCAUUGAACUGCCAGAGUGGGGAUGACUUUAUCAGAAUAAGGAGAGUGAAAACUCCAGACGCCACAAAGUCUUGGGUUAAUAGAACUAUGAAUCUCAUGGAAUGUAGGGCUAAGUGCCUGAGGAACUGUUCUUGCACGGCGUACACUAAUUUAUAUGUUACAAGAGGAGGUAGUGGCUGUGUGAUGUGGUUCGGUGAUCUAAUCGAUAUCAAACAAUUUCAAUCAGAUGGUCGGGAUGAUCAGGAUCUUUACAUAAGAGUGUCCGCUUCAGAAACAGAACUGAAGAAAAAGGCUAAGGUGAAGCCCAUCAUACUUGCAACUGUAAUUGCUUCCCUUUUGGGGAUUCUUUUGGUCGUUUGUUAUAAUCGCAGAAGCAGGAGAAAGUUAAAAGAUGAAGUUGAAGACAAGAAUCCAAGUGAUAAAGAGAAUAAAGACGAGAAUGAAGAUAUGGAGCUUGUAGUAUUUGAGUUUAGUACAAUAGCUCAAGCUACUGAUAGUUUUUCAUUUCGUUACAAGUUAGGCCAAGGAGGUUUUGGUCCUGUUUAUAAGGGGACACUUCCAAAUGGACAAGAAAUUGCAGUGAAGAGACUUUCAAAGACUUCUGGACAAGGAUUGAAUGAGUUCAAGAAUGAAGUAAAGUUGAUUGCCAAACUUCAGCAUCGGAAUCUUGUAAGGCUUCUUGGAUGUUGCGCUCAAGGAGACGAGAGAAUGCUGGUCUAUGAAUACAUGCCUAAUAGAAGCCUUGACUCUUUCAUUUUUGAUCAAACUAGACGCGAAGUAUUAACCUGGUCCAAGCGUUUUCGAAUUAUCAGCGGGAUUGCUAGAGGACUACUCUACCUUCAUCAAGACUCAAGGUUGAGGAUAAUUCAUAGAGAUUUAAAACCUAAUAAUGUUCUACUUGACAGUGAGAUGAACCCGAAAAUUUCGGAUUUUGGCAUGGCGAGAACUUUUGGAGGAGAUCAAACAGAAGCCAACACAAAUAGAGUAGUUGGAACUUAUGGUUAUAUGGCACCAGAAUAUGCUAGCGACGGUCUGUUUUCAAUAAAAUCAGAUGUUUUUAGCUAUGGGAUUUUAUUGUUGGAGGUUAUAAGUGGAAGAAAGAAUAGAGGGGUUUAUCAUGCAAAUCAAAGCGAGAACCUCGUUGAACAUGCAUGGAGAUUAUGGACAGAAGGGAAGCCUUCAGAUGUUGCUGAGGAUUUCUUAGUACAGAAUGGUGGUCCACCCCAGCUAUUACGUUGCAUCCACAUUAGCCUUUUAUGUGUACAGCAGCAUCCCGAGGAGAGGCCGGACAUGUCAUCUGUGGUUCUUAUGUUGGGAAGUCACAAUGAAUUGCCUUCGCCUAAGCAACCUGGUUUCCUGUUUUGCAAGAAACCCUUUGAAGCAGAUUCUUCACCCGGCACCGACGGAACGUCUUCGAGAAAUGAAAUAACUUCAUCGCUAUUAGAGGCUCGAUAAGAACAUG